Molecule: messenger RNA, 1765 nt
Organism: Contarinia nasturtii (swede midge)
Lineage: Eukaryota; Metazoa; Arthropoda; Insecta; Diptera; Cecidomyiidae
Product: BTB/POZ domain-containing protein 6-B-like
Exons: 2
Coding region: 162-1556 (464 amino acids)
Biological process (GO): neurogenesis
Cellular component (GO): cytosol
Molecular function (GO): protein binding
Source: RefSeq, a predicted model, not a curated record
AAGUCGUAUGCGUUGACAGAAAACAAUAAAACCGGCAACAUAUUAGUCGGAGACACAAUCGAACUUGUUCAGCAAAAUUUACAGCAAUUCACUGUUAAUUUCACCAUAUUUUUACAUUUGAUAUUGUUUACAACGAAAUCAAAGCACAAAUAUAGACGAAAAUGGCUACUUCGACCGAAGAAAAUAAGAUCAAAAAUAUCGUCUUUUACAAGUGUCAACUGCGGGACAAAGCCUGUACAAAUUUGUAUCUCGACACUCAAACAUCAGAUGUAAAUUUUGUGAUCUGUGAGACGAUUGAAAAAGAUAUUUUCAAAACUAAAGCUGACGAAUUGAAAGCAAAACCGGCUACAACUGAUAAAAAAGUCAUCGAAGAAAUUCCAGCGCAUAAAAUAAUUAUGGCGGCAGCGAGCGAAGUAUUCGAAAAAAUGUUCUACGGUAAAAUGAAAGAGAAGGGUAACGUCGAAAUUGUUGAUUCGUCUCCAGAAGCAUUCAAACUGUUUUUACAAUGUUUUUACUUCAUCGAGGUCCAAUUUACAAAAGAAUACAUUCCUGAGGUUAUGUAUCUCGCCGAUAAGUAUGUGACUACAGAAUGCAUGAAUUCAUGUGUCAGCUUUUUGAAAGAUACAUUGACAUCGGAAGACAUUUGCUGGGGCUAUCGAUUGGCAGUUUUGUACAAACAAUCUGAACUGAAGCUGUUUUGUGAGCAUCAUAUUGCGUUGAAUUCCGUUCAGGUAUUUGGCUCAGACGAUUUUCUUCAUUGCGAUCGUUCAGUGUUGACACACAUAUUGAAAAACGACUUGAUGCCAUGCGAAGAAACUAUUUUAUUUGAUAGUUGUUUGGCUUGGGCGAAAACUGUAUGCAAAGAAAAAGGAUUGGAUGCAGAAAAAUCUCAGAAUUUACGAGCUCAGUUGGGCGAUUGUCUCCAUUUGAUUCGUCUCGGCACGUUUUCCAUGGAAGAAUUCACCAAGCGUACCUUGACUUACUACGAUUUAUUCACUGUCAUCGAAUGGGCCGAUAUAGUGCAUUCACUUACUAUCAAAGAAUAUGUCCCCAGACAUUUUUCGCGAGAAAAGCGUUUUUGGUGGAACGCAAGCAAAAUGUGGAAGUGUGCGCGUACAGCUACGAACUCAGCUGCGUACUACAUUGAAAAAAGUUGCGAAAUUAUGCAUGUUACCACAAAUAAAAAUAUUUUACUCGGCGGAUUCUAUGGUGUAGCAUUAGCUCAUCGCAAUGGCAUUUCAUUCCAUAAAGAUGCCAACAUUACCAUCACCGAAAUUCCUGGCACGUCAUUCGAUCGAAAAACGGGAAAAAUGGUCUUCUCUGGCACCAUGAAUUUUGUCAACGGAACAAUACCAUACGUCAAGCUGCCAAUCGCCAUUCAUAUCAAGAGAUGUAACACCUACGAAUUUCGAUUGGAUAUGCCAAAUUUCAACGACUGUUACGUCUCUUAUGAAUAUAAUAAAAAAGUCGCUGGUUCUAGUGAUCUCUCCAUUGAAUUUACUUUUGAUGAAGGUCGCGGUCGUCUGAUUACGUGCUUGGAAAUAAAUUCAAUUUAAGAAAAUCCGGAAAAUGGAUCCCUUUUUCAUUAUCAUUUAAGCAAUUUAUUACGGUUUGACACUAAAUAUUCGUCCAUUUUUAUUAAUUUUACACUUUAAGAUUUCUAAAACAAGAACAUUUCUUGGAACCGAAAAAAAUUCACAUUAAUCUGAAAUUCUCCAAAAAUUAUUGGGACUAAAACUUAAUAAAAGGAAUUUUUUGAUGAUUA